Leucoraja erinaceus (little skate) is the source of this 3019-nucleotide messenger RNA. It is a transcript of the gene trpc2b, whose product is annotated as transient receptor potential cation channel subfamily C member 2b. Lineage: Eukaryota; Metazoa; Chordata; Chondrichthyes; Rajiformes; Rajidae. The record is from RefSeq and is a predicted model, not a curated record. Gene Ontology annotation, cellular component: cation channel complex; membrane. Gene Ontology annotation, biological process: manganese ion transport; regulation of cytosolic calcium ion concentration; calcium ion transmembrane transport. Gene Ontology annotation, molecular function: protein binding; inositol 1,4,5 trisphosphate binding; store-operated calcium channel activity.
AUGUUUUAUCCCCGUCUGCAGGAGGACAACUGGCGGGAGAUCGCCGGGAAGAAGAUGAAGUUCCCGCCCAGCCUGAUCGGGGCGAUCUACGACGGGAACGUGGCCAAGAUCUACAAGUUGCUGCAGACCAGCGACGGCAUCUUGCGCCAACUGGACGACACGGAGGACCGGUCGUGGCGGGAGGCCCUCAACCUGGCCAUCAGGAUGAGCAACGAGGAGAUCAUCGUGGCGCUGCUGGGCUGCGUCAAGUUUGACUUCCGCCAGAUCCACGAGGCCCUGCUGGUGGCGGUGGACAUGAACCUGAUCAACGUGGUCAAGCUGCUGCUGGAACGCCUCGACCAGCAGAAGGGAACCAGCCACAACAAGGUGGACAUCAUGUCCUUCUCCCUGGCCCUCUUCGACCACUCCAUCGACAGCUCCCGCUUCGCCCCCGGGGUCACCCCGCUCACCCUGGCCAGCCAGAAGGACCUCUUUGAGAUCGUGGACCUCCUGAUGAAGAAAGGCCACUCCAUCCCCAACCCGCACAAGAUCUCCUGCUCCUGCCCCGAGUGUCUGAACGGGAGGCAGUACGACAUGCUGAAGUUCUCCCUCUCCCGCAUGAACACCUACAAGGGGCUGGCCAGCAAACCUUACCUAGCCAUCGCCAACGAGGAUGCCAUGCUCAGCGCCUUCAAGCUCAGCCGUGAGCUCAAGCAGCUCUCCAAGAAGGAGCCAGAGUUCAAGCCGGAGUACCUGAGCCUGGAGGAGCUGUGUGAGGACCUGGCAGUGGAGCUGCUGAGCAUGUGCAGGAACCAGAGCGAGGUGAACGCCAUCCUGAACGACAGCGGGGAAGACGUGGAACAGGAGGAGGGCGAGGAUGCACAGGCGUUCGAGGAAGGGAUCCCCAACCUGGCCCGGCUGCGGCUGGCUGUCAACUACAACCAGAAGCGGUUUGUGGCGCACCCCAUCUGCCAGCAGGUGUUGACAUCUAUCUGGUGCGGGAAGUUGAUGUGGCGGGGAUCCCCGCACCGUGUGUGGAUCAUCUUCGUCUCCAGCUCCCUCUUCUUCACCAUGCCCAUCCUCAGCGUGGUCUACUGGCUGGCACCCCCCGAUCCAAGGUCAGUGGGGCAAAUGGUGCGUACGCCGGUGAUCAAGUUCCUCCUGCACUCCUCCUCCUACAUCUGGUUCCUGGUGCUGCUGCUGGUGGAGUCCAUCGUUGCCCAGCAGUUCCGCGAUGUCGCCUCGUCACGCAACCAGCCCAUCUACCACAACUCCUUGCACAUGAUCUGGGUGGUGGGAUAUUUCUGGUAUGAGUGUAAGGAGGUGUGGAUCGAGGGGCUGCGCAGUUACCUGCUGGACUGGUGGAACUUUCUAGACAUCGUGAUCCUCAGCAUGUACCUGGCAUCCUUUGCCCUCCGCAUUGUCAUCUUCCUCAGCGGCCAGCUGUACUGCAGCAACGACAUGGACUCCUACUACUGCCAAUACUACACCACCGCUGACCGGCAUGAGUGGAUGCAGGAGGACCCGCAGAUGGUGAGCGAGGUCCUGUUCGCCAUCACCUCCAUGUUGAGUCUGCCCGUCUCACCCUCCAUCCUCCCCGCACCACGAGAACCCUCGGGACCCCUGCAGAUCUCCAUCGGACGCAUGAUCGAUGACAUGUACAGGUUCAUGUUCGUGUUGAUGAUCAUUCUCACGGCCUUCCUCUGCGGCAUCAACAACAUAUAUGUCCAUUACGUGGAUCUGGAACGCCUCGGCAAACGUUGUCCUCUGUGGACGUUUGAUUGUUUGAUUAUUUUUCUUGGUCGGAUCUUCAUCACCAUCGUUAUGGUCAUCGUGCUGCUCAACAUGCUGGUGGCUAUGAUCACCAACUCCUUCCAGAAGAUCGAGGUGCCUGACAAACCCUGCCUCACCCUGGGGGCAGACGAUGCGGAUGUAGAGUGGAAGUUUGCUCGCUCCAAGUUGUACCUCUGUUAUUUCCGUGAAGGUCUCACUCUCCCCGUCCCCUUCAACAUCAUCCCCACCCCCAAGUCUCUCUUCUACUUGCCCCUCAUGCUCCCCCCACCCCACAGAUAUACGAUGCGGAAGGUGUGUUGUAUGAGCGGCAAGAGGCACGAUGACUACCCACCCCUGCCAUCCACCAUCGCGAAUGCGGGAGUGAGCGGGACAAAGGCGGAGGGGCGCGAGGCCUACAGGCUGCAGGUCAUCAAGACCCUGGUCCAGCGGUACAUCGAAACAUCGCGGCAGGAGUUCGCCGAGAAACAGCGCAAAGACCUGGGGAACCGCAUCACGGAGUUGAGCAAGUUUGUGGGGCGACUACAGACGGACAUCAAGCGCCUGAACUACGGCUCUGGUUCGGGCUCUGGAGGGGGCAGCAAGUCCGGAGAUGCCUCGACCGUCAUCAGCAAAUACAUCCUGGGCGCCAGGAACCGCUUCCCGGACACGGACCCCGGCUCCGACCCCCCGUCCCGGCGCCGCUCGCUGCUCCUCGCCGCUCAAACCUUCUCCGGAGACGGCGCCGAACCGCACCCCACCGCCCUGCUCCACGCCCGGCUCGGGGCACAGGGAGAGGGCGACGAGGAGGAGGAGGAGGAGGAUGAGGGGGCACAGAAGUGUCCACCCUACCCCAGCAAGGACAAGGACAAGGAGGGAGAGGGAGAGGGAGAGGGGAAGACAGAGGAGGGAGAGGGGAAGGAUUGAGGAGUGGAUUGGACUGGAGAGUUAUAGGAAGAGAGAGGAGGGAGGAGAAACAUAGAAACAUUCGCUCCAUAGAUGCUGCCUCACCUGUCGAGUUUUUCCUGAAUGUUUGUCUACCUUAGAAACAUAGACAACAGGUGCAGGAGUAGGCCAUUUGGCCCUUCGAGCCAGCACCGCCAUUCAAUGUGAUCAUAGCGGAUUAUCCCCAAUCAGUACCCCAUUCCUGCCUUCUCCCCAUAUCCCCUGACUCCGCUAUCUUUAAGAGCCCUAUCUAGCUCUCUCUUGAAAGUAUCCAGAGAACCGGCCUCCACCGCCCUCUGAGGCAGAGAAUUCCACAGACUCACCA